This is a messenger RNA of Cynocephalus volans (Philippine flying lemur), 2288 nucleotides long. It is a transcript of the gene RELB, whose product is annotated as RELB proto-oncogene, NF-kB subunit. Gene Ontology annotation, biological process: innate immune response; cellular response to stress; non-canonical NF-kappaB signal transduction. Gene Ontology annotation, molecular function: DNA-binding transcription factor activity, RNA polymerase II-specific; RNA polymerase II cis-regulatory region sequence-specific DNA binding. The transcript has 12 exons. Gene Ontology annotation, cellular component: cytoplasm. Bases 161 to 1870 code for a protein of 569 amino acids. NCBI's taxonomy places the organism in Eukaryota, Metazoa, Chordata, Mammalia, Dermoptera, Cynocephalidae. The record is from RefSeq and is a predicted model, not a curated record.
CCGGGCGCCGCGCGUCCUGCCCGGCCUGCGGCCCCAGCCCCUGCGCCGCUCGCCCACCCGCGAUCGUUCACCGGACCGUACCGCCCGGCCGCCCGGCCUGCCCGCGUGCGUGCUUUGGUCUGGGCCGGCCUCCGAACCGUCUGUCCCCACUGACCGGGCCAUGCCGAGUCGCCGCGUCGCCAGACCGGCCGCUGCGCAGGAGCUGGGGGCCUUGGGGUCGGCUGACCUCUCUUCGCUCUCGCUCGCCGUUUCCAGGACCACGGAUGAAUUGGAGAUCAUCGACGAGUACAUCAAGGAGAAUGGCUUCGGCCUGGAGGGGGCGCAGCCGGGCCCGGGCGAGGGGCUACCGCGCCUGGUGUCGCGCGGGGCGGCCUCCCUGAGCACCGUCACCCUGGGUCCCGCGCCGCCGCCGCCGCCGCCGCCGCCGCCCCCGGCCACGCAGCCGCCCUGGGGCUGUCCCCUGGGCCGGCUCGUGCCCCCCGCCCCGGGCCCGGGCCCCCGGCCGCACCUGGUUAUUACCGAGCAGCCCAAGCAGCGCGGCAUGCGCUUCCGCUAUGAGUGUGAGGGCCGCUCUGCCGGCAGCAUCCUCGGGGAGAGCAGCACCGAGGCCAGCAAGACGCUGCCCGCCAUCGAGCUCCGGGAUUGUGGAGGGCUGCGGGAAGUGGAGGUGACCGCGUGCCUGGUGUGGAAAGACUGGCCUCACCGAGUCCACCCACAUAGCCUUGUGGGGAAAGACUGCACCGACGGCGUCUGCAGGGUGCGGCUCCGGCCUCAUGUCAGCCCCCGGCACAGCUUUAACAACCUGGGCAUCCAGUGUGUGAGGAAGAAGGAGAUUGAGGCUGCCAUUGAGCGGAAGAUUCAACUGGGCAUUGACCCCUACAAUGCCGGGUCCCUGAAGAACCAUCAAGAAGUGGACAUGAAUGUCGUGAGGAUCUGCUUCCAGGCGUCGUAUCGAGACCAGCAGGGACAGAUGCGCCGGAUGGACCCAGUGCUCUCUGAGCCUGUCUACGACAAGAAGUCCACAAACACAUCAGAGCUGCGCAUUUGCCGAAUCAACAAGGAGAGUGGGCCAUGCACGGGUGGCGAGGAGCUCUACUUGCUGUGCGACAAGGUGCAGAAAGAGGAUAUAUCAGUGGUGUUCAGCACAGCCUCCUGGGAAGGUCGGGCUGAUUUCUCCCAAGCCGAUGUCCACCGCCAGAUUGCCAUUGUAUUCAAGACGCCGCCCUAUGAGGACCUGGAGAUUGUUGAGCCUGUGACAGUCAAUGUCUACCUGCAGCGGCUCACCGAUGGUGUCUGCAGCGAGCCGCUGCCCUUCACAUACCUGCCUCGGGACCAUGACAGCUAUGGUGUAGACAAGAAGCGGAAACGGGGGAUGCCCGACGUCCUUGGGGAGCUGAACAGCUCUGAUCCCCAUGGCAUCGAGAGCAAACGGCGGAAGAAAAAGCCAACCUUCUCAAACCACUUUCUGCCCAGCCACGGCUCAGGCCCAUUCCUCCCACCGUCAGCCCUGCUGCUGGACACAGACUUCUUCCCCGGCACCGUGUCCCUGCCCGGUCUGGAGCCUCCCGGCGGGCCUGACCUCCUGGACGACGGCUUUGCCUACGACCCCGUGGCCCCCACGCUCUUCACCAUGCUGGACCUGCUACCCCCAGCGCCGCCACUUGCUAGCGCUGUCGCUGGCAGCGGGGGUGCAGGGGUCGCAGUUGGGGAGCCCCCUUGCCCCGAGCCGCUGACGCUGGACUCGUACCAGGCCCCGGGCCCCGGGGACGGAGGCACAGCCAGCCUUGUGGGCAGCAACAUGUUCCCCAACCAGUACCGCGAGGCAGCCUUUGGGGGCGGCCUCCUGUCCCCCGGGCCUGAAGCCACGUAGCUCCCGCGGUGUCAGAGGAGAGGUGCUUGGUUGGGGGAGGCGCAGGGGCGUGCGAACACAACCGGAAUGUUCAGCACCCCCAUCCCCCUGGGCCACCCUUGGUCAGUUUUCCGAUCUCCUCAUUCUUCUUAACCGGACAUCUUCAGCGCUGGCGGGAAGCACCGUAGCUAUAGGUGUUUCCCCUUGAGCCCAUUUUACAAAUGAGAAAACUGAGUCUGGAAAGGAAAGGGGCGUUACUUCCGUGUACUAGCUUGUUAAAGCUGCCUCAAUCCCCCAAGUGGGGCACCUGCUCCAGCCGGAUUCCGGAAAGACUGUAUAUAUGAGAAGAGGGGGAAGAUCCCCAGCCUUCCUUCCCCAGACCUAAAGGUGGAGGGUAGGUUGGUUGUUCAGAGUCUUCCCAAUAAAGAUGAGUUUUUGA